CUGUUCCUAUAUAUGUAAUUGUUACAUCUCGGUAUGACCCAGUUUCAAUUAGUUAACUUCUUGCCGAAAUACAGAUUUUAUAGUAAAAAAGAUUUAAUUAAAAAUUAUAAAUAUUGAAUAAGAAAUGGCUGACCAGAAGAAGAAGCAAUUCACCAAGGUCAACCAGCUGCGCCCGUUAGACACUGGGCUUAACUUAACUGUAAAGGUUGUCAAUGCAAAGACGAUAGCACCGAGAGGACGUGCUCAAGGCCGCCUUGCUGAAUGCUUGGUGGGAGAUGAUACGGGAAUUAUUAUUUUUACCGCCAGAAAUGAUCAAGUGGACUUGGUGAAAGAUGGUACCACCCUUGUCUUGUCAAACGCAAAAAUCGACAUGUUUAAGGGAUCAAUGAAGCUUGCAGUCGACAGAUUCGGCCGUGUUGAAGUUAGUGAGCCUGCCAAUUUCUUAGUGAAAGACAAUGUCAAUAUGUCGUUGAUUGAAUUUGAGCGUGUUGAUGUAGUGGUUUGAGGCUGCUUGGAAUUUAGGCCUCUUCUCAAACCAUUCCAACAACGUUUUAUUUGCAUACGUUAAGGAUUUUAAAGUUUCAUUUAGGAGAAGUGAAUUCAUCUUGCUAAAAACGGGCUGCUGGUAUUUGAGCAUUCAUCCCUCGUGUUUUAUGUCACGAUGUAUCUACAACAAUAAUUUUGUGGAGCUUUUCGCGAAAUGUAGAAGAUUGCAAUUUAUCUGAUAUCGUAAAAUCUUCUUGUUUAUUCCG
Olea europaea var. sylvestris is the source of this 752-nucleotide messenger RNA. RefSeq lists its product as uncharacterized. Lineage: Eukaryota; Viridiplantae; Streptophyta; Magnoliopsida; Lamiales; Oleaceae. The transcript has 3 exons. The record is from RefSeq and is a predicted model, not a curated record. Bases 125 to 505 code for a protein of 126 amino acids.